AUGGACUUUGAUCUAGAGGAGCUCGUGCAUGUAGAGCAAACAUUUUACGACGAAGGAUACCGGGACGGUUACGCGCACGGACGCAUACAUGGUCUCAUAGAGGGCAGGGCCCUCGGUCGCGAGAAAGGAUUCGAGAUGUGGGAAGAACUCGGCUUCUACGAAGGCUUUGCACUCAUGUGGGCCGCCAUCCUCGAAAAGCAAGGAAGACGAGACGACCGGGCUGCCAGCAACAUUAGGCAUCUGCUCGACCUCAUUGCGCAAUUCCCUAAGUUCAAUCCGUCAGCAGCCGAACCGUCAGAGCUAGACAUACCGAAGCUCUUCCGCCAAAUCCGCUCGCGUUACAAAGCACUGUGUGCUACGCUGGGUGUGAGACCCACGUUGCGUGCAGGCGGAGCCGCUGGCUCUCCGGAUGGCGACGAGGAUCCCGCACAUUCUCCAAUAGAGGACGCGUCAACUGACAGCACGACUGUCUGGAAGAUCGAUAACAAACCUAGGGCUCGGGGGAACAAUGAUCUCAGCUUUUGAGCUGGUGAUUGUACAAACACUAAUAUCAAUGUGGGAAGUUGCUUCCUCAUCGCACCAUUUGCACACGCGUUCAGGUGCACAUCGGACCACAGGUCGACCCUGGCUGCCUGUCCACCGGGUCAUACUUGCACUCCCUGUGGCCACUUCGCGUGCAAUGUCAAGUGCUCCCAGUCAUGGCCAGCAAGCGUGUGCGACAGGUUUAGCAUAUGACAUCAUCAGGACACGCUGGCGAUCUCGAUUGGUGGGCGGCCAUACGAACAAUGCAGUACUUACCCAAUAUACACCCGUUCUCUUUGUAGAGCGUGCCUUCUCGACCGACACGACUCAUCUCGAGUCUAUCAUCGCUUCGGAAGGUCUCUCUUUCUGUAUAUGUGACUCCGCCCGCGAUCCUCCGCUCGCGAUUGCUUCCCGCUUCCCGUUGUCUCCGUUUCGUG
Messenger RNA from Phanerochaete carnosa HHB-10118-sp, 959 nucleotides. RefSeq lists its product as uncharacterized. The record is from RefSeq and is a predicted model, not a curated record. The transcript is spliced from 6 exons. The coding region runs from base 1 to 525 and encodes 174 amino acids. NCBI's taxonomy places the organism in Eukaryota, Fungi, Basidiomycota, Agaricomycetes, Polyporales, Phanerochaetaceae.